Molecule: messenger RNA, 1973 nt
Organism: Perca fluviatilis (European perch)
Lineage: Eukaryota; Metazoa; Chordata; Actinopteri; Perciformes; Percidae
Product: H-2 class I histocompatibility antigen, Q10 alpha chain-like
Exons: 10
Coding region: 117-1436 (439 amino acids)
Biological process (GO): immune response
Cellular component (GO): external side of plasma membrane
Source: RefSeq, a predicted model, not a curated record
GAAGCAGGAAGCGGCAGACAGUCGGUCUGCAGGCUGACACCUGACAUAGAUCCCCAAAACACGGUCGAAAUGUCGGAUACAAUUUCAAAGCAAGAGAAGAGUCUGGCUCCGUGACAAUGUAUUUCUUCUCAGUGUUUGUCCUUUUGGGGACAGGACUGGCGGUAAACAGCGAGAUUCAUUCCCUCACUUACAUCUACACGGCCUUCUCCAAACCUGUCGACCUACCGGGCAUCCACGAGUUCACAGCCAUGGGUCUGCUCAACGGCAGGAUGAUCGACUACUUUGACAGCGACAACCAGAAGAAAGUUCCCAAACAGGCCUGGAUGAAAGAGCAACUGCCUGAAGAUUACUGGGACAAAGGCACCCAGUCCCGCCAGAGCAAGCAGCAGUGGUUCAGAGUCAACAUCGACAUCCUGAAGGAACGAAUGAGACAGAAUGAAACGGACACCCAUAUUCUCCAGUGGAGGCACGGCUGCGAAGGCGAAAUGAAGGACGGAGAGAUUAAGUUCCGACGCGGCGUGGACAAGUACAGCUACGAUGGAAACGACUUCCUGUCAUUCGACGACGUCAACAGCGUCUGGGUCGCCUCAAAUCCCGCGGCAGUCCAGACCAAGAGAAAGUGGGACGAAGUCCAGGUCCUAAAAGAAUACACCAAAGGCUACCUGGAGAACGAGUGCAUCGAUUGGUUGGGGAAGUUCAUCAAUUAUGGAAAAAAACAGCUAGAAGAAGCCAUUCCUCCGAAGGUGCACCUGUUUACAAGGAACACCAAAGUUGAAGCAAAAAUCCUUUUGACGUGCCUGGCCACAGGUUUCUUACCAAAAGAAAUCACCCUGCGCAUGAAAAGGAACGACCGUAUUCUAACUGAAGAUGACGGAGUUGUGUCCUCCGGUGUUCGACCCAAUGGUGACGAGACCUUCCAGAGAAGAGACAGCGUGGAGAUUUUACGGAGUGACUUGUCUACCUACACCUGUGAAGUGAUCCAUCUGGCAUCCAAGUUACAUGUUGAGGAGGAGUGGGAUCAUAAAGUUCCUGAGGUCUCUGGAGGAAUCAUUGGUGUGGCGAUUGGAGGCAUCGUGUUCGGGAUCCUUCUAACGGUCGGGGUUGGGGUGGUGCUGUUAGUCUUGUAUGGAAGAGGAAUAAUUGGGUCAAGUACACCUGGCAACAGCAGUUCAGAUCAACAGCUUGCUGUAGUUACUCCCUCCAGACCUAACGGGGGUACCAACACUCAGCCAGCCAACGUAAAGAAACCUCUCCUCAGUGACACAGUGGUGGACAUUAACAACGGUAACCCAGGCAACCUGAACAACACUCCCAAUGGCUCAGUUGAAUCUCUCGACAGCAAAGGCUCUCGUACCACUGGUUCCUCUGGUGACUCAACAACACCCCCAGCCCUGAGUCAGGAAGCUCCGGGUAAUGAAGACAAUGAUCAGGUCUAAUGAGACUAAUAACUUUAGUUUGGGAUAUAUAAAAUAAAAAGGGGAAUUUGAAAAUCAACAACAAGUACAUAUAAAAACUAAAAAAAUGCAUCAACUGUCUCCGAAUAAAGGGUUUAGGGGACGGGGUGGAGUUUAGUUUAAUGUUAAUGAAUUUCAAUAUUCAAACAGCAUCAAUGUGGUCUUGUGAUGUAGAACUUUGUAGCUAUGAAAACAAAAGGAUCAGAUAAAAUAUAGUUAUAUAUCGUUUGUCUCAAGUGGCUAAAAGUUAGGCCAGUUUGUAGGUAGAGAUUCAGAAGAAGUGUGACCUGUAAUAAAUGUAAUUAAUAUGAAAUCAGAAUCACCUUAAAGAGACUCCUGAAAGAUCUAAAGUAUGUUUGUAUAGAGAUCUUCAAAACUAGAUCUAUGACAGAAUUAAGGGAAUGUUAUUAGUAGAGGAGACAUUGGUGGAGAUGUUUAUACUUACAUUUUAUACAAAAUUGUUCUCAAAGCUCACUAGAAUUAGAAAAACCAGGGUGACAGCCUGCCUUGGGGGACUUU